Messenger RNA from Trachemys scripta elegans, 6247 nucleotides. It is a transcript of the gene ZBTB43, whose product is annotated as zinc finger and BTB domain containing 43. Gene Ontology annotation, biological process: regulation of transcription by RNA polymerase II. Bases 155 to 1552 code for a protein of 465 amino acids. Lineage: Eukaryota; Metazoa; Chordata; Testudines; Emydidae. The transcript has 2 exons. The record is from RefSeq and is a predicted model, not a curated record. Gene Ontology annotation, molecular function: RNA polymerase II cis-regulatory region sequence-specific DNA binding; DNA-binding transcription factor activity, RNA polymerase II-specific; protein binding.
AGCGAACGCGCGCAUAGGGAGGAAUCGCUUCCGCGCGCUGCCGGGCUGAGGCCGGGAAGUCGCGGCGGUAGCAGCAGCGAUCGGAGCCCAGCAGCGGGACCGGCCAUGUGAGAGAUUCCCCGCCGCCCCAGCACAACACUAGAUUUGUAAUGAAAUGGAGUCUGGGACAAACUCUUUUCGAGUGGAAUUUCCUGAUUUUUCUAGCACCAUUUUGCAGAAGUUGAACCAGCAGCGCCAGCAGGGACAGUUAUGUGAUGUUUCCAUUGUAGUUCAGGGCCAUCUGUUCAGAGCCCAUAAAGCUGUCCUUGCAGCCAGCUCACCUUACUUCUGUGACCAAGUACUCUUAAAAAAUAGCAGGCGAAUAGUCCUUCCGGAUGUGAUGAAUCCAAGAGUGUUUGAGAAUAUCCUUCUGUCUACUUAUACGGGACGGUUGGUGAUGCCUGCUCCAGAAAUUGUCAGUUAUCUGACAGCAGCAAGUUUCCUUCAGAUGUGGCAUGUAGUAGACAAAUGCACUGAAGUGUUAGAAGGGAACCCAACAGUUCUCUGUCAGAAGAUGAAUCAUGGCAGUGAUCAUCAGUCCCCAAGCAGUAGUAGCUAUAAUGGACUUGCUGAAACCUUUGAGCUGGGCUCUGGAGGACAGCCAGACUUCCACAAAGUGCAAGAGCUGAGGGACGGUGAAAAUGAAGAAGAAAGCUCUAAAGAUGAGCUGUCAUCUCAGCUAACAGAACAUGAGUACCUUCCCAGUAAUUCUUCAGCAGAACACGACAGACUCAGCACAGGAAUGACAAGUCAGGAUGGUGAAGAGGGAGCCAGCGACAGUGCAGAGUGUCAGUAUACAAGGCCUAUCUAUAGCAAACCCAGCAUCAUGUCACACAAGCGUUGGAUCCAUGUGAAACCAGAAAGAUUUGAACAGGACUGUGAAGGUGUAGAUGCACAUACUUAUGAUGAGCACCAGGUGUCUGAAUCCAUGAAUGUCAUUCAGACAGAGCAUUCUAUCCAGUCUUCAGGAGUUGAAGACUUUCACGUAAGUGACAAAAAGAUGGAGGCAGAAUUUGAUGAACAGGCUGAUGAAAAUAACUAUGAUGAGCAAGUUGAUUUCUAUGGCUCUUCUAUGGAAGAAUUUUCUGGUGAAAGGGCAGAUGGAAAUCUAAAUGUUCACAGACAAGAUGUUAUGAUAGCAGCAGGGUAUGGUGAGAGCAUUGAAAUGGCUACAGGAAUUAAAGAAGAAACCACCCUCUCUGGAUUCUCACCUACUGACAAACUAUAUCCUUGUCAAUGUGGUAAAAGCUUUACACACAAGAGUCAGAGGGAUCGGCACAUGAGCAUGCACCUGGGUCUUCGGCCUUAUGGUUGUGGUGUCUGUGGUAAGAAAUUCAAAAUGAAACAUCACCUUGUCGGCCAUAUGAAAAUCCACACAGGCAUAAAACCUUAUGAGUGUAAUAUCUGUGGGAAAAGAUUUAUGUGGAGGGACAGUUUUCAUCGGCAUGUAACUUCUUGUACUAAGUCAUACCAAGCCUCCAAAGCUGAGCAGAAUACUACUGAGAUGAACUAAAACAUAAGACUUAUAAUUGUUUAGCAGAGUAAGCAAAAUAAACUAAUUAUGCAAAUAUUGUCUGGUACUUGCUAUUGUGAAAUUUAAGGUUUUGGUUUUUUCAAGUUCUAAGGAUGUUGCUGAUACAGGUGUGAGCAGACCAAAUUUUGUCCAUCUACUGUCUCCACUGCAGGUGCUUCAACCCUGCCCUGAUGGGACCCCUUUAGAGGUGAGAGGGAAGUUCAAAUCUCCAUGGCUUAUUCAUAGGACCCUCUGCUGAGACUGUAACUAAUGAGGCCACUUGUGGUGAUGUUUUUUGUUAAUAUAUUAUUGCUGUUAUUUAUUGUUUCACAGUAGUGCUCAAGGGCUCUGAUGGAGGCUCCAUUGUGCUAAGAGUUAAAUAAACAUUCUGUAAGUUCCAGACCCAAAACCCACAAUCUUAAAGCCUCAAUCCUGCAAACACUUACUCCUGUGCUUAACUUUAUGCAUGAGAAGGUGGCAAUAAGGGUAGCAGUAGCACAAGAUUGCAUACGUUAGCUAUGUGUAGAAAUUGCAGGAUUCAGGUGUUUUUGUUUUAAAUAAAUGAAUAAAGGAUUUUAGUUAUAUAGAACUUGCUGUCAGCAGGGAACUGAACAGAUGUCACCAACUUACUUAACAUGGGUCAUUAAACAGCCUUCAGAUAGCUAUAUUUUUUAGUGAAAAGCCACUUUUUGUGUCAGGCCUUCCUUUACUUGUUUGUUUACCCAUUUUUUCCUCUGGCAGAGUGUCUGGUUCUGUCUAGUUACUGGGCCUAGUUCUAUUUGUUCAUUUUUGUAAAGCACUUGGAUAUAUCAUGAUGUGUGCUGCAUACAUUUAAGAGACAGUUACAUUAAAACUUCAUUUGUUUAUACCCCUGCAAUAUAUAAUGUUAAAGUCGGUUGGGCUGUCUUUCAACCUUGGCGGCUGCCACAUCGUAAGAGAACUUGUGGAAGUGUGUGUAGCAAGAGGGCAUUUUAUCAAAAUGUUUUUAUUUUUUUAAGUGCAUAGUUGGUAUUAUUCCAACACUCAAUAAAGCCUUUAACCUAUAGCUCAAGUUUCAGAUUUUCAUGGCUUACUGCAGUAGCAAGUACCAAACUCACUGUAUAAUACAGGCUUGUUUUCUUGGUACUAAAACUUGUUUGAAAAUUUCUAUCCUUUUAAAUCUGAAGAGCUAGAGACUUGCUUCAGGAAGUUCUUAUUAGUCAUUGAUAAACUGGUAUUUAAAUAUUUAAUCCUCUACUGGUUGAACAGUGGGGUCCAUAAUACAUGUUCUUGAUUGUCAACUACUGUGACUCUGAUCCCAUUGAAAGGCACAAGCAGGUCAGAGCUGUUUUCUUUCCAAAUGAAGGCCCUAGCUGACAAACAAUUUAAAUUACCCUAGUUGGAUCCCAUUUAAUUGUACAGUGGGAUGUGCACAAGUUUCAAGUUUAUGAGCAAUUUCUGGAUUCUUAGUUGUGGGAAGGUGGCACUGGUGUGCUAUGAGGAGGAUGUAUUAUACACUGGACUCAUGCUCUAGCAGAUGGAGCAUUGUCGUAGUUCUGGGAGAUUUUGACAACCAUCCAGGCUAGAGGGAAUGCAUCAGUUGUGAAGGUGGAGAUAAGAUUUAAGAUGGGGGUUGAAGAAGGCAGCUCAAAAUGGUUGAAAGCCUUUGCAUUCCUACUCAGAAGCAGUUAACAUACAAUGUAGUUUACCUGGUGUAAGAAUGAAAGAGCCUCUUUAGCAUACACUGUGGUCACGAUCAGAAGAGGUGAGUCUACAUACAUGUAGCCCUCUUCCAGCGCGGGUAACUUGUAACAAAAUAGUUACCCAGCACCAAAUGGCUACCAAACAUGACUGGCCCCAAGUUGCAUCCAGAUUCUACAAUCUGUAGAAUCAUGGAACUAAAAUACGAAAUGACCCAUUAUGUUAAAGCCACACGCAUAAACAGAUAAUUCCCCGUUUAGCUGUUUUUCGUCUUUAUCUGCUUAACAGCCCAAUUAAAAAAAUAUUUUAACAUCUAACCAAACUGUAUCCUGAACAUGAAUGUCUGACGCACAGGUGAGCUUCAUUACUUGGUGGGCUAUUACUGCAACUCAUUGGCAUAUUACUUAAAUUUAAGUAAAAAUGAGUUUUUUAAAGGCUCUCAAAUUUUACUCUAUCAAUUCUUCAGAUAUUUUUCAUGCAGAAUUUUGAGUACAGAACAUGAGUCCAUUGCUGGCAAUGGACAUACAAAUGGUCAGCACUUGUUCUUAGCACUUACUUGAACUCUACAUCGAAGCAGAGUGGGGGUGAUGAUUGCUGUCUAACCCAUGUACUCAAGGUAACUAAACAGGGAUCUGUUCACGAACACUGUAACCUGAUCAAUGUAUAGAAGCACUUUGUAUUUAAAAAUCUUUAUACAUAUUUUUUACAUUUAGAAAUUAUAUGGUCCCUCUAUGGUUUCUUUCCACAUUUACACACUCUAUUUAAUAUUGAAAUUUAUAAUGGUAGCAGGUUAUUUCCUUGUGUGUUUACAUGACUGUAGGCAGAGAGUUCCUUUCCCCACCUCCUUACCACAUACAGGGAGUACUUUUUGUGAGUUUUAUGGUUCCAUUUGGAGGAGAUAAUGCUCCUGUUCUCUUCAAGAUUGUUCUAGUACAGUGGCUGUCAUUCUUUUCUAUACUGUGACCCCCCCCCAAAGGACAACAGAGAAGAUCUGGGGACCCAUCUGGCCAUAAAAAAGAGGGUGGUUCAAACCCCAGGUUGAGAACCCAUGGUCAAAUAACAAAGUAUACUUCCAUCAGACUCAGACCACCCUACAGAGCUGCCUAUGAAGCCCUUUCAUUUACCGGCUUGAGAUGAUUUUUAUAUGGGACUUUUAAAAGUUAACUUUAAAUAGGAGUAAUGUUUAGAUAACUUUGAAAUAGAGCUUUAAAAUAAUGUACUAAGAGACACUUUAAAGGUUUUAUACAGGUGUAGUAGGUGUGUGUGUGUGUAUGCUUUUAAUGACUUUUCAUGAAUAGUAACUCUAACAUCUAAUCCUGUUCUGUCCAAUAGGUUGUGACAUUUUGUGUUGAAAUUCUAACAUAUUUGACUCCAUUAACAUUUGUAAUCCUUGACACUUGGAUUUUUGGUAUUAAACCACGUUAAAUGCUUUGGUUACAGGUAGAUGUUGUCUUAAUUUGGGGGGUUGGGGCAGGAAGUGGUAAGUGGCUCUCCAGAAUCCUCACUUCUAUAUGAUUCACACUUAACUAACUAAAACAAGAAAGGCUGGAUGCAGCUUCUUCUAGAGCUUAUAAGCACCACUGUCAGGAUGGCCUUGUACAAGGGAUAAAAGAUGCAUUCUGGUCUGGGAAACAAGGGAUCCACUUAAUAUAUAUUUUAAGGUGAAUGUUAUGCAUUUAUGCUUAUGCUUUAUAAUUUUAGAUGAGACCAUUUAAAAACAUAGUUUUGUUAAUUUUUUUUAUCCUUCCCUUAAAUAUUCCCUCUUUUUGCUAGUAGACAUUAGCAGAGGGGAUGUUUUAUUAACACCUGAAUCAUUGUAGAGAGAUAAGAAGUGGUAACAAUUUCAGAAUCUUCUGUUACUGAGAGUCCACUGCAUGGCCUGCUGGUGAUGAGAACUCCUAAGGAGACUAAAGUUAAAUUCCUUCCAAUUCCAUCUCUAGGUUUCUAAGAUCAUCAUUACCCAUGGUAUCUAAGCAAUUGAAAUUCUGACAUACAGUCUCCUGCAGUCAUAGUGACAAGUACCUGACUUCUUUUCUCAGUGGAGCUGUGAAUCUGUCAGGAGUCGUUUUUCUCCUUUUUUGGGUUUAUAUAUUAGCAUUCCCAUUUUGCACACUAGUAUUUAAAUAAAUAAAAAAAAGGCACCACCUUCCCAGUUUCAAGUAGCAACCAUUGUUGAUCGCUUCAUGGACAAGUAGAGAGACCCUAGAUGGUACUACUGGAAGAUCUUUGGUCUCAAUUUUCCCUCAGAUGUAGCUUCCCUGUCAGGACUGAUAAAAUACCACACAUCAGAGGCCAGGAGGGAGCUCUGAGAUUGCCAUAUUUCAGUGUCUUUUAUUGUAAGGUCCAUACUUCACAUCACUGUACUUCUGGACAUGAAAGAAUGGACAUCCUUCAGACCACCUAAAGUGAACAUUAUUGGGCUGGUGCCAGAGAGCUAACCCAUCUUUGAAUCCUGAGAGCCAGCAGUUUUGUAUUUAGUAUCAUCUUUAUUUAGCAGAGUUGGAAGUUUUCUCAAAACAGCAAAGGAAGGUUGCUACUUUCCUCCUUUUAAUUAUAUUUAACUGGCUAGUUAGAGUUUUUAGUUUAAAAGCUCUAAGCUGUCUGUGGCCCAAGGGGAGAUGCUGGAAAACCAAUCUAUUUUUAAUGUGAUGAAAUUAUCAGACUUUGAUAACUUUGCUUGAAGCCUGUGUCAUAAGUCAAUUGCUGCUGCUUUUUUGUUCUCCAAGGGAUCUUUCUUCCAGAAAUGUAACUGUUUAUGCAAGUGAGCUACAAAAGUUUUUAUUAUAAACAAAAUGUCAUUUAUAAUAGUAAAAUUGCAUAUCUUAUUGAUACUUUGUGAGAUGUUAUGCCUGUAUUGCAAAGGUUGGAUAAUUUUGUCUAUAUAAUAUUGCUGUCCUAAUUGCACAGCAUGGUUUUACUUAAUUUAAUGUUGCUGUUUAAUAUUUUCUUCUUAUAGAAGAGCUCCAUGCCCUUUUUGGUAUAACAUGUUUUAAUAAAUGUUAUCUGUCAACUUUG